AUGCCCCGCCAAACCAGCCCUCCACGAAACCACCCGUCCGCCACCGAGAGACUUAAUGUCCUCCGCAAGAACAUCCGGAAGGAGCAGGACCUCGGCCGCUGCAUCGUCGUCGACCGUGCCGUCGCCCAAUUCUGGCCCGGGCUGUUCUUGAGUCCCUUCGGGGAGGUCGACAAGGGCAACGGUGAACCCGACGUAGCCGGCCGGGUCAUCCACGACCUAUCCUUCCCAGAGGGGGCGUCCGUCAACGAUCACACCGAUGUCGAGUCAGUGCCAACCGCCGAGUACAAGCACUGCACAGCCAUCGCUCGGGAGAUUCUCGCCCAGAAAGAACGCUUUCCCGGGCGCAGCAUCAACAUUCUACUAGGGGAUGUGGCAACCGCCUUCCGUAACCUUGGCACCUGGACAGGAUCACCGGGAUUCUGCGGAGUCAUCGGCGAUGCGAUCGCCCACAUCCACGGCACAACCUCAAACGCGUAUUACCCAGACGGGUUUUUCAACUAUCACUGGGUCGAUGACCACGUCUGCAUUGCUGCAGACGUCGGGAAACAAGAUGAUGGAGAUGCGGUCAAAUGGUGGGCCGAUAUGGAUCAUCGGACGCCAGAACGGAAGAGAACGUGGACCAACUUGAAGAAGGCCCUGUUGAGGCGCUACGGCGAGAAGCUGGAUAAGUCUGCGGCGGAGUGGCGAGUCAGUAUGCGGCGCAUGAUGCCUGGUGAGACGCAUGCAUACUUUACGGCUAGUCUACGAGACGUGGUGGGCAGGAAUAAGGUCAGCGAGAGAGUGUUGUUGGCGCAAUUCUACAGAUGUCUGGAUAAGCCGACCAAGAAGUUGGUCAAGCAGCGCCCGAAACCGAGGACGCUGGAUGAAGCGGUCGACAAGGCGACGGAUGAGGCGAGGCGGGCUUCAGGAUCUUCGGACUUGGUCCAGCCUGGAUGCACCUUGAUCAUCCUGAUUCAGGGCGCUGAGUGCAUAUCCAGGCUGUUCCCACCACUUGGAUUCUGGAUCCAGCUAGAAUCAGGCUGUCAACGUGGGGCUCGGGCUGAAAUCUGGAGUCGCAUCGUGUCACGGAGUUCGACGAUCCAAUGGAUAACGCCGCGCAAGGGAAUGAUCAAUAUCGGCCAGGCAUGGGCGACAACGCUGAGCCGAUACGUGACCCCAAUGAGCGGUGCGAUGGGCGACACGAACAUGAUUCCGGGCAUCAGCGGGACCGGAUUGCCCACGGAGAUGGUUGGUAGCGGCAGUGACGCGAUGCUGCGGUCGGAGGUCGAGUAG
Molecule: messenger RNA, 1272 nt
Organism: Phytophthora sojae
Lineage: Eukaryota; Oomycota; Peronosporomycetes; Peronosporales; Peronosporaceae
Exons: 4
Coding region: 1-1272 (423 amino acids)
Source: RefSeq, a predicted model, not a curated record